Oreochromis niloticus (Nile tilapia) is the source of this 2879-nucleotide messenger RNA. Its product is annotated as N-fatty-acyl-amino acid synthase/hydrolase PM20D1.2. The transcript has 13 exons. The record is from RefSeq and is a predicted model, not a curated record. Gene Ontology annotation, molecular function: hydrolase activity, acting on carbon-nitrogen (but not peptide) bonds, in linear amides; metallocarboxypeptidase activity. Gene Ontology annotation, biological process: lipid metabolic process; amino acid metabolic process. Lineage: Eukaryota; Metazoa; Chordata; Actinopteri; Cichliformes; Cichlidae. The coding region runs from base 71 to 1639 and encodes 522 amino acids.
GUGGCUCUAAUGAAAAUUCAGCCCUCAGUCACAGUCGACGAGUUCCGCUGUAAACACAACAACCGCUACAAUGACUGAGUCGGGUUCAAAGUUAAGAAUAUUUAAGAUUUUAAAGAUAAUUAUUAGCAGCUUGCUUAUUACAGUCCUUUUGUUAUUUACAAUAGCGGCUAUCAGGACUCUUUCACUGGACGUUAACGCCGGACUUCAACUCGCACACUGGGAAAAGACGAAUAACAAAUCGCUCGUCAUUGACCACCAUCAGAGAGAGGAGCUCCUUGCAAAUUUUAAAGAGGCAAUCCGCAUCCCCACCGUGUCAUUCUCAAGAACGGAAAUCAACACCACUGCGCUGCUUGAAUUUGACAGAUUCCUCCGAAAAGCCUUCCCUACAGUUUUCUCUUCUAGCUUGGUUCAUCAUGAAUUGGUGGCAAACUACAGCCACUUGUUUUGGGUGAAAGGAUCACAGCCUGAACUGGUGCCAUACAUGCUGCUGGCCCACAUUGAUGUAGUACCUGCUUCAGAGUCAGAUGGUUGGGAAGCACCGCCAUUUUCUGCAAAGGAGAUCGAUGGCUUCAUCUACGGCAGAGGAACAAUAGAUGACAAAAACUCUCUAAUGGGAAUACUUCAGGCGCUGGAGUACUUGCUGUUAAAGGGCUAUGCUCCACGCAGGGGAUUUUACAUCGGUCUUGGUCAUGAUGAAGAAAUCAGUGGUCUCAAUGGAGCGAUGAACAUAGUGCGUGUUCUGAAGCAACGUGGUGUCCAGCUGUUGUUUGUCAUGGAUGAGGGCCUGACUAUAUUUGAUGGAAUCAUUCCUGGUCUUGAAGGACCUGCUGCUCUAAUCGGGUUAAGUGAAAAAGGCCAGGCCACUGUAAAGCUUAGUGUGUCUGUGGCCCCUGGUCACUCCUCGAUGCCUCCCAGGGAAACUAGCAUUGGGAUCUUAGCCACAGCAGUCAAAAGACUAGAGGACAACCCAAUGCCGAGGUUAUUUGGUUAUGGCCCUGAAGGUGACACUUUUGAGCAUCUGGCCCACAAGUUCAGUUUCCCACUAAAGUUCAUAAUGUCGAAUUUGUGGCUCUUCUCUCCGCUCCUUAGCAGGAUACUUGAAAGAAAACCAGUAUCUAAUGCAUUUGUAAGGACUACCACAGCAGUCACCUUUUUUAAUGCAGGAGUAAAGAUAAAUGUUAUUCCUUCCCUUGCUGAAGCUUAUGUAAAUCUACGAAUUCACUCAGCGCAAUCGGUAGAAGAGGUACUGGACAUCAUCAAAGAUACAGUUGGUGAUCAGCGAGUGAAGGUAGAACUUGUUUAUGGAUUUGACCCUCUACCCAUCAGCGGUGCUGAUGAGAAGGCCUUUGGCUUCCAAAUUAUUAAGAAAACGGUGUUGGACCUGUUUCCAACAGUUACAGUUGCUCCAGCUAUCUGUGUUGGAAACACAGACAGUCGACACUUCAUUGACCUGACCAAAAAUAUUUAUCGGUUUUCCCCGGCUUGGUUUAAGCCAGGUGACCUUGAGAGAUUCCAUGGCAUCAAUGAAAGGAUUUCCACUAAGAACUACGAGGAGAUGAUCGUUUUUUACUUCAAUUUGAUCCAGAACUGUGACAUUAGGAAGCUCCCUGAGCCCCACAGCUCGGUCCAUGAACUCUAAGCAAUUGACAACAUUGGUGAUAAGAUAAACACAUGAAUAGCAUACAAAAUGCACGGAUACUGCACUAAAUAACUUUUGCAUUAUAGAAUUAGACACUACAAUUUUGCUAAUUUCAAAGUGGGAUGUACUUUUAUCUUUUAUGUGGACUACUGACACUUUUCAGUGAUAUGUGACUAGAUAGAGCACUGACCUUUCUGCAGUAAAAUCACUGUGAAUGCGCUAUCUAGAAUUUUGCAUUCAAGAUUAAGUUUUGGUGCUAUAUGCAGACUGAUGUACUAUUUUUUUCCUGAACUUUGUGGUGGUAUAAUAUGAUACAAUUAACCAAUUAUUAUAUAUUUUUCUUUGUGGGACAGUGAUAGUAGUGCAGUCAUAAAGAUACAUUUCAUGGCUUUUUGAUUUGGACUGCUCAUAAUGAAUGGUACAAAUGGCAGCACUACCUACAGGGAUGCUUAACUUGAAUCAAACACUGGACUUCAUGUUCAAAGAAUGCUGUGUUUUACUGGCUGACUCAUUAAAAUGAUUCCAGAUUUGUAAAUGUGAUUGAGUCUGUGCACAAUUUUAGAUGGGGUGUUGUCGUCAACCCGAGUCUUGUGUCACCUAGGAUUUUCAAAAUUAUUCCAUACUUGCAUGUACUAAAAAUCUCAGAUGAGUCUGAAUCCUGGCCAGUUUGGCCUAACAGAAUUUUCUAUAAAAUUUUAUAAUGAAGCACAAAAUGAAAUUCCCUUUUAAAUGUGUACUAUAUACAGUACAUAUGAGCAAUUUUACCACAGGUUCAUUUUUAAAAAAAUGUCUUUUUAAGAAUAAAUAACAUUUCUGAAAAUGUGUCAGCCUUAUCCAAGUAGGAAAUUUUUACUUACAAUAAAAAUGGCUUUAAUGUAGAGCAAAGCAGACAAGAGGAUAGAAAGUUAAGCAGUUAUUAAUUGAAGCAAAUGACACACAAGUGGUUUUGCACAAAAUUGCAUAUUACCUUCGACAGAUGGAACAUAAUGACCUUCAAAGUUAAACUGUCCAAAUGUGACAUAACAUUAUAGUGACCCAUAUGGUAAUAAAAACAAGCGGAAACCCCAAACUCUGAACAAAUAGUCCAGAGUCUCUAGGGCCAGUCACAGCACUUACAACUUUCUCGAAAGACUAAAUUAGCUGGGCAGUUUUGGAUCCACGUGAUGCCAUUGGCACAGUUGUAAAAAGAACCUGGAGCAUCAGGUUUGGCAUAGAGCCCACCAAUUUUUGUAGCACAGAA